AUGGAUAAGUUGGUGAGUGUAAAGAAGCCUCCUCGUCGAAUGUGUCCAAGGUGCCACUCUCACAAUACCAAGUUCUGUUACAUCGUCAACUCGUCUCAACCGCGCUACACCUGCAGGCAUUGUCGUCGAUCUUGGAUUCAUCGUUGGGCUUUAAGGAACAUACCGAUGGGUGGAGAAAGAGGCCGUAAAACCAAGCGACCAAAGAUAGAUCAACCAUCUGUUUCUCAGGUGAAUUCUGUUGAGAACCAUUUUGGUUCUUUGUCUGUUGUUCUGGCGCUUCCAGCUCCAAAUGCUCCACCAAUGGAUCGCAUGGAGGUCUCUGAUGGAUCAUUUUACCAAGGUUAUCACGAUGUUGGAUCCAAUGGCGCAAAUCAGGAGAAUCCAAACAAGAAUCUUAAUGCCAGCACUGAUCAAAUGAUCAAGAACAACAACGUCUGA
This is a messenger RNA of Brassica oleracea var. oleracea, 438 nucleotides long. Its product is annotated as dof zinc finger protein DOF4.4-like. Gene Ontology annotation, biological process: regulation of DNA-templated transcription. The transcript has a single exon. Lineage: Eukaryota; Viridiplantae; Streptophyta; Magnoliopsida; Brassicales; Brassicaceae. Gene Ontology annotation, molecular function: DNA-binding transcription factor activity; DNA binding. Bases 1 to 438 code for a protein of 145 amino acids. The record is from RefSeq and is a predicted model, not a curated record.